This is a messenger RNA of Miscanthus lutarioriparius, 672 nucleotides long. The record is from the annotation of a GenBank genome assembly. NCBI's taxonomy places the organism in Eukaryota, Viridiplantae, Streptophyta, Magnoliopsida, Poales, Poaceae.
AUGGCUCGCCGGCCGGCGUCGUGGGAGCAGGGCGGCGACGAGUACGACUACCUCUUCAAGGUGGUGCUCAUCGGCGACUCCGGCGUGGGGAAGUCCAACCUGCUCUCCCGCUUCACCAAGAACACCUUCGCCCUCGACUCCAAGUCCACCAUCGGCGUCGAGUUCGCCACGCGCACACUCCAGGUGGACAAUAAGACUAUAAAAGCUCAAAUUUGGGACACUGCUGGGCAGGAGAGGUAUCGAGCAAUUACAAGUGCUUACUAUCGUGGAGCUGUAGGGGCAUUGCUAGUCUAUGAUGUCACUAAGGUAAUGACAUUUGAGAAUGUGAAGAGGUGGCUGAAGGAGCUCCGGGACCAUGCUGACUCGAACAUCGUUGUCAUGCUCAUUGGCAACAAGAUCGACCUUAGACACCUGCGUUCUGUCGCGGUUGAGGAUGCUGCAAGCUUUGCAGAGAGCGAAGGUUUGUUCUUCAUCGAGACCUCUGCACUUGAUGCAACAAACGUCGAGAAGGCUUUCCAGACUGUUCUAGCUGAGAUCUACAGAAUAAUCAGCAAGAAGCCCCUGUCUUCUGAGGAGUCUGGUUCAGGGUCUGGUAACCUCAGAGAGGGACAAUCCAUUCAAGUGUCAGCCACAAAUUCUAGUGCUCUUACGUCAAGGUGCUGCUCUUCUUAG